AUGAAGAUCACUAUUACUCUUCUGGCUUUAGUGGCCCUGGCCUACUCAGCACCUCAACCGAGGAAGCUGUUCCACGAACACUAUGAAGACUUUAUAUAUCUUAUUAUGGAAGAAGCUGGAGAGGAUAUUCAAGAGCUAGCAGCACAAUAUGUUCAGUUUGAAGAAUUUAGAGUAAGCUUGAAUUACAUGCAGACUUCUGACUUCAAAAAUUUGGUGUACGAAAUGGAAGACUUACCUGAAUUCAAAGCCGUUGUGCAGUUUUUGGAGGGCCACAACAUUGACAUUGUUUUCUUCGUUAAUGUUAUUAACGAUCUUGUUGAUGGCAUACAAAGAAGGAGCACUCGCAAUGUUGCAAGCGGCAAAGACAUGAGUUCAUUCGUUAAGGACUGCAUUGCCAAGUUUCCUAAGGAAAAGUUGGUGGCCCUUUUCGAAGAGAAGAAAGCUGAGGACGAAAGCUUCAAAGUAGCUAUGGAGAGCUUUGAACUGGAAGAAUGGAAUCAGAUUUACUCAGCUUUGUGGGAAAAUGAGGUUUUUAAACAAGAAGUCGAAGUUUUAUUGGGGUAUGGUAUUGAUAUAGCUGUUCUUCUGGAUGAAGCUGUCGCUAUCCUGGGAAUUUUUAAGUAA
Danaus chrysippus (African queen) is the source of this 624-nucleotide messenger RNA. The record is from the annotation of a GenBank genome assembly. Lineage: Eukaryota; Metazoa; Arthropoda; Insecta; Lepidoptera; Nymphalidae.